Plasmodium malariae is the source of this 1059-nucleotide messenger RNA. Its product is annotated as conserved Plasmodium protein, unknown function. NCBI's taxonomy places the organism in Eukaryota, Apicomplexa, Aconoidasida, Haemosporida, Plasmodiidae. The transcript has a single exon. The record is from RefSeq and is a predicted model, not a curated record. The coding region runs from base 1 to 1059 and encodes 352 amino acids.
AUGAAUUUGCAACUAUUUAAGAAUAAAAAAUUAUCUAGUGACAUGUAUAAAACAAAGAAUGAAAGUAACUUAUCUAAAGAACAAAAUGAAGCUAUAAUUGUUCCAGAAAAUAAAAGGAUUGUACUUCCUUCUUAUUACAAUUACUGCAUAAUGAACAGCUGCAUUUUAACCAUAUUAAGUACAGUAGAUACACGAUAUAUUAAUGUCAUUAACGCAAACUCAAAAAACGCGAGUAAUCUUUUCUCUUUAAGAAAAAAAACACAAUCAAAAAAUAAGAAAGGUACAUACAAAAGUUCAAAUAAUAAGGAUCGAAAACAUCAAUAUGAUAAGACAAGCGUGUGCGAAAAUUGUGUGGGAUCAUAUAACUCUAUUCAAUAUAAAAAUAACAUUAAGCAUAAAUCUUUGAAGAAUAUAUGUUUUGAAGGAAAAAUGCCUAUAACAUAUUCGAAUUUAGAAAAUACUAACACAGGUAAAGUGAAUGAAAAUUUAGAGUAUGUUAAUUACUUCAUGUACAAUGCAUUUAAAAAUGAACAUAUGAACACUGUUCCAAAAUCUAAAAACAGUAAUUCCAUUGUAAAUAACCCAUACCCAAAUAGGAUACAAAUGACUAAUUACAGUGGUAUAAAAUGUGCCCAGUUCAAUAAAAAAAUUGCAAAUUCACAAAUAAGACGUGAAAAUAAUGAGAUAUUGAAAAAUAAUACAUGUAUAAUGACAGAACAUUAUAAUUUAAAGGACAAUAUUAAAUUUUAUAAUGAUUCUAAUAUCAAGCUAAAUAAGAAUUUAGGUGAUAUGGAAAUUUUGCAUAUUAACUAUGAAGAUAAGUCAAAAAAAAAUCAAUGUUUGUCUUUAACAGAUUAUCAUAAAAAAGAUAUAGAAAAAAGUGUAAAACAAAAUAAUGAAAUAGAUAAUGGUUCAAGUCAACAUUUUAGUAUUUUUCACCAUGUAAAUCCUUUAUUUGACAAGAAAAUAAAGAAACAAAAAAAAAACUAUAUGGGUGCUUGCUUUUUAAGUUUAAAUAGUUUUUCUUGUCAAUUUCUAAUGUCAUGUGAUAAGACAUAG